AGCGUACUGCGAAGGAGAGGGAAAAAAGCAAGCAACAAGAAGGAAGUGCAAUGGCGACAUUGGAUCGCCAACUACCAAAUCCGGAUACGUUCCUGUGCAAACCUUGGUCGACUUUUAUCAGCGCAGCAAAAUUACACUAUUCUGACAACUCGCUCGUCGGAAACCGCUUGAAAGAGCUGUACAACAACUGGGAAGGAACUAAACUCAGCAAAGAAGAGAUGCACGUGUUUGGCCAGUUUCCCAACCAGGAGGAUUUCUGUCUCGUCGUCUGCAAUGUCUGCAACCAAGUGGUCAAACCCCAGGGCAUCCUCACCCACUACGGUGUCUGGGGAGUAGAGUCCCAGUGAGGCAGAGAGAGUAAAGGACCUCCCCACCCUCCUCCUCCUCCUCCUCCUCCUCCUCCUCACCCUCCCCUCCCAAAGACAUGCAUAGCCAGAACCAGCGUCGGCACGGCUCCCCAUGUCCCUCCAGGGGUCCAGUGGCCUCUGUGAAGCCCAAUGUGGCAGUGUCCCCCACCCCGGGUCCUACUCCCCCUCUGCCCUUCAGGGUCCCCAGAGACUACCCCCACUCCCGCUUCAACAAGGCCCCGCUCGCUGUCUACCCUCCCAAGGGUGUCCGCAGCAAGACAUGUGUGUCGUUGCCAGUAGUGAGUCUGGAGAAGAUGCCAUGUCUGGGCCGGACAGAGAGCGGAACACAUGUCAGAGGCCACUGCUUUUCUUCCUCCCCCUCCUACUCCUCUCCCUCCUCCCUCAAACCCUCCCUGACCCCCCCAGCUCCCCUCAGGGGGUCUCAGGAAAUGCUGGUGAACGGUCGUGGCCCCACGGCCCCUUGCUCCUCCACACCCCCCUCGGUGGACCGACGGCCCAGCCCGGCCCGCUCUCCCGUGGAUAAACGGCCCUCUAGCCUCUCCCCCCUGGACCACCGCAGACCCUCCGCCUCCCACUCCCCCUCCCCUCGGACCCCUGCAACCCCUUCCCCCCUGGACAGGAAACAGCAGAAUGGAACCAAGACCCCCAGGCCUCACAGGAGACUGUCAGGGAGGGUGUUUGACCCGAACAAGCACUGUGGAGUCCAGGACCCGGAGAGCAAACGGUCCUGCACGCGAUCACUCACCUGCAAGACUCACUCCCUGAUCCACCGGCGGGCCGUCCCAGGCAGGCAGAAAGAGUUUGAUAUCCUCCUGGCAGAACACAAGGGCAGAGCGAAGGAGAAAGAGAAGGAGGGAGGGCAGAGGAGGGAGUCACAGGGGGGCAGUCAGAGCAGCCCUGCCAAUGACACUACCCCCUCCACCCUGCCCCCCCACUGCCACAAUGGCAGAACCGUCUCCACUCUCAAACUGCGGCUGGCUAAUGCACACAUACCCAGGGUACCAGGUGGUGGGGGCGCUGCUGUCCUAUCCUCCACCCCCGUCCCUCCAGCCUCGACCCAGGACCCCCCAGCCCCUGUCUGGCAGAGGGCAGGAGAGGACAGGGACGGUCAUUUGUCCAGUUAUGAGGGCGACCCAGGAACACCGGAGGACCCUGACAGAGACAUAGACGGAGACCGACCAUCCUGCCACUACUCCCCUCACCACCCUCGACCGCUGGGGUGCUGUGCGUUCAACAGCAGGCUGAUGGGGCGUGGUCACUAUGUGUUUGACCGGCGGUGGGACAGGAUGAGGCUGGCGUUACACUGCAUGGUGGAGAAACAUGUCAACGCUCAGAUGUGGAGAAAGAUGCCCCUGGCUGCUGAGAGCCCUCCCUCCCCCAGCUCUCUCACCCCUCCUCCCCCCAUUUCCUCCCCCUCCUUCCCUCCCUCCACCAACGGAGCCUUCUCCCUUGGAUCCUACUCCACAGCCUUCCCCCAGAAUGCAUCAGCAGCAGGGUUGUUUGGCAUCAGGGACCCCUCCCUGGCCACUGUCUCCGCCUUAGGGAAACCACGGAACGGCACUUCCACCAAACCCAUCAGGCCCCCAGGGGCCACUGGUGUCGCGGCCAAGAAGAGGAGGACCACCCUUCCAUCUAGUUUUGACACUCUCAGGGGGAACAACAGCAGCUACCACACUCUGACUCCCACCCCCAUGCUCAGCUCUGGCUUUCCCCCCCUUAGUGGUAGGAGAAAGACCUUAGGACACAGUGCCAGUGAGGUGGGGGUCAGGGCCGAGGACUGGUACUCCAACCCUGACCCAACCAACACCACACCCUACCCCCUCACUACGGACCACCAAAGCCCCCUGCCUCCACCCAGCCCCCUGGCCCACGGAGGAGGGGUGGAGGGGAGAAAGAGGAGGAGCCCCAGUGCGUAUGGAGGAGGAGGAAAGCCCAGUAAGGUGACCAAAGCAGCAGCAGGGCUGGACGGCAUCUUCAGGAGGAACAGCACUGGACUUCUGGCCUCAGGCCCCGAGUCACCUCGACAGUCCAAGUUGCAUCAUUGACAAUAACAGGAGACAUGGACAGAAUGCUGGGCAGCUACAUGGACUAGAAUCUGUGACCUUUGACCCAAUGUCAGUAACACAGGGUCCUGCACCUCUGAACAGUGAUGUCACCCCGCCCACACAUUGAUCAGCCAAUGGGCGGUUUUGCAGAGGUAGUCUCCAUGAAUCAAGACACUCAUCAUCACAAACUGCCCUCUGAAAAGGGAACCUGCUUUAGUUUGGCAUCUUCAUCACUCUACAUGCAUUUAGACAUUUGUUGUUGUAGCUUCCUGUUCCUGUGUGGUCAGGUGACCAGGAAGGAAUUCCCAUGUCCAAAAACUUCCUCAGACAGACCUGUCUUGACAGCCCCAGCAGACCUCCCUUCCUCACCACACACACACCCUUCUCUCCAGCAUGCCAGAGUUCAAAGUGCACUUGCUCUCCUCCUGGAGGCUACACAACAACCUGUCUGUCACACAAGGGAAGACUUCAUACCGACACUUUUUCAUGAAAUGGCUUGCAAAAUAGGAACAAUUCAGGUUAUCGAGGAUUGUUUUUACUAUUCGUCUCAAAUGUUGCGACACAGAGUGUCAGGACCUACACCCUAAAUGGAAAAAACGAUGGUGUUGGAUUUUUGAAAAAUGUAUAAUAAUUUAUAAUUUCUUCAUUUUCUUACUGACCAGAGUAGAGCUACAAACAUUGAGCAAAAUUAUAUUUGUAUGUCAAUUUUAAAAAGUAUUAUUAUAAUCAUAGUUAUUGUUGAAAAUGUGUACAUAUAUUUUAUUAUUUAUUAUUAGUCUCCCCUUACUAAAAGAACUGAAGCUAUAGUGUUUUACCUGCCAGGUGACGUGUGCGCUCUUAAUACGAUGCUUAGUAUUUUCAAGGGUCCUCUGCCGGUGGUUCUCUCGUUUCACACUUCUUCCAAUGUUUCUAUAUGAUAUGUACAUUACAGAAAUGUACAUAUGGCACCAGCCAUCUUCUUUUAAUAUCGCUGGUUCCACUGCGCUGUGUCCUUCUAUUCUGUCAAGCAUGGACACACUACAGGGACGUCACUGACAUGGGCUGCAUCUCAAUAGUCUUAAGUGGCAUCUUCUCCUCGUCUCCUCCUUUUUGUCUUUCCUGAUCUGAAAACGACGGUGGCCUUUAGAGAAAAUGUGGUGGUUGCCAGACAGGAAUUUGACUUCUGUCUAGCGAGUUCUUUCUGUAGGAAGUUACUUUAGAUGACUUCGAUGCGUAUUUCAGAACAGUGGCAGUGCCCCUACUGUUGCAUAGUGUAGGUGGGGAAGUCUGUUCAGUGUUUGCCUUUUUCCUCAUAUGCCCAGGUCAUUAAAUCUACUUCCAUUUCUAUAGAUAUUUGCUGGCCACCAAGUAUGAACUCUGGGGUGGGAGGACGCGCACAAUCAAGACACAUUUUUAAUUUUUUUUGUAUUUGUAAUGAAUUUCGAAAAUGUUCUUUCGUUUUUCUUUCACUUUGAAAAUGUUGACGGUUUGGUAGAUCGGAAGGGGGAAAAAGGGGGAAAAAUCCAAUAUAUUCCCUUUUUUUUUUUUGAGGGAAUUGUAAGACUGCAAAAUGCGAAGACUGCUAGGGGUGUGUAGACUUUCACCAGGCACUGUAUACAUUUGUAAAGGUGUUUUGUCAACAACAGUAAAUAUGAAGACUAGGCCUGUAUUCCUUGUGACGUCAAUCCCCUCUAUAAACCUGUGUAGUGUGGGCCAGGGGUAUUCAACUCUGACCCUACGAGGGCCGGAGCCUUCUGGUUUUCUGUUCUACCUGAUCAGUAAUUGCACCCAGCUGGUGUCCCAGGUCUAAAUCAGGGACUGAUGGGGAAAAUGGGGAAAAACAAUGCAUUGAAACUGGCUUUGAGGUCCGGAGUUGAGUUUGAAAGGUGUAGGCUAUCUGAAUCUCAAGACAGAAUGUGUCUGUCACCAUGGCUAAGGGAAGUCACAAACACUGUCUGCCUGGUCCAGGGGGAGGUAUUGUGGGGGAAGGUUUCUAUGCCUGCCGUUUUGUCUUCAGACCCUGCCUCUGCAGGAGUACACACUCUUCCAAGUCCUUAGGCCCUCCAUUUUUCUAUAAGUGCUCAUAGGUGAAGGUAUUGUCUCUUUUUCACCAUCUCGGUCAGAUAUGCUCGCUUUCUGCAAGUGGUCAAUGUCGACAUGUAACUUCUUCCCAACAUAGUAUUAGGCUUACAGAAUAUCAGUUUAUAACUCCCUUUCAAUUACCAGUUACUGUUCGAUCACUGAAAAUGUGUGCACUGCUCUAAUGGUUAGUCCCGUCAGGAGGCAGCAAUGCCCCUCUCCAGUCAUUUAGGUUCACAAACGGCACGUGACUGACUAGGUAGUAUUCCUGAAGGUUAACUUUGCUUUUCCUCCCCUCACUAUUUUCACUGAGUGUGGAGCAGCAAAUAUGGCAUCUAGUUCAACUGCCUCAGAGGCUGACUCAAGUUUAUGGGGAGUAGCAGUACACUAUGGGAAGAUCUCAAUUGCAUACGGCUCGCUUCUUCGCUCCUCGUCUUCUUCUCAAAACCCAUUGGAUAAGAAAGCCAAAAGUCCCGCCCAUCUGACCUUCUCCUCCAAUGGGUUGUGAGAAUGACGGCAGGAGAGAGGACACGAGGAGAAUGCAAUUGAGGUCUUCCCUACGUGUUGGUCUGAAAUGGCACGCUGUUCCCUGUAGUGCACUACUUUUGACCAAUGCCCUAAUAUAAGUGCCCUGGGCAAAACAAGGGCACUGUAUCGGGAAUACAGUGCCUAAGUAGUGCACUAUAGGGAAUGACGCAGACUUGAGUAGACUAGUGUUUCAGUGCAGUCUCCUCGCUACUCACCCAGGACAUGGAUGUCUCUCUGUAAGUAAGGCCUUAUUUUUGUAUUCACUGUAAAUAAAGCAGAACCUGGUCCUUGUCGAGAUCUUACUAUGAAAUAGUCACUGGUUCACCUUUAUCAGUCUGUGGUGGCGUCCAUCAUGUGCUUUCUACUCCUGGGUGACUCUUUUAUCCUGUUGUCCCCAUGGUGUUUUUAACACAUUUAGAUGUGUAGUUUCAGGUUUGACUAUGUUUUGGAUUAAAAAAGGAUAUAUAAAAUGUUUUCUACCUGC
Messenger RNA from Oncorhynchus kisutch (coho salmon), 5483 nucleotides. RefSeq names its product ataxin-7-like protein 1. The record is from RefSeq and is a predicted model, not a curated record. The coding region runs from base 425 to 2413 and encodes 662 amino acids. Lineage: Eukaryota; Metazoa; Chordata; Actinopteri; Salmoniformes; Salmonidae. The transcript has 12 exons.